Messenger RNA from Letharia columbiana, 492 nucleotides. RefSeq lists its product as uncharacterized. Lineage: Eukaryota; Fungi; Ascomycota; Lecanoromycetes; Lecanorales; Parmeliaceae. The transcript has 2 exons. Bases 1 to 492 code for a protein of 163 amino acids. The record is from RefSeq and is a predicted model, not a curated record. Gene Ontology annotation, molecular function: acyltransferase activity, transferring groups other than amino-acyl groups.
AUGUCGAAAAAUCAGCGUUACAUCCUACCGAUCGCGCGCACCAUCCUUGUUAGCGAACCACAGUUAACAGUCGUUUGUAAGCCCAACGCGCCUCGAGAUCUACGAGCAUGUCGACAAGACAACGCCCUCAUGGGAGGUUUCCUAGAAUCUUCAGUGCCGUGUACCGUCCAUUCGAUCCAUGAGGCCAGAGACGCUGUAGACAGAACGCACAUCUCAGUCCUUCACCUCCUCGCCGUCCACCCCUCCCACCACCGCCGCGGCCUCGGCUCCAUGCUCAUCCGGCCCGGCCUCGAAGCCGCAGACGAAGCCGGAGCCCAAACGUACGUCGAAGCGUCGCCGGCUGGUCUGCCGUUGUACCUGAGACACGGAUGGGAGCAAGUGGACGGGAUGUUCGUUGACACGAGACCGUAUGGUGGACGUGGGAUGGAGCAUAAGCCUUUCCUGAUGAGGGAGCCGGGUGCUGGGUCGAAGCUUGGGAAGACGGAAGGGUGA